AGGUUGUACCACAUUUGGCACUCUCCUUAAAAUCAUCAUACGGUUUACAAUCUGAAGUCAUCACCACCUCUCUCCUAUUUCAAUUUUGGUUAAAGUUUUUUGUUUCGUUGUCCUUGAAGCGUUGUUUGUUAUUAUUUAGUCAAUUAUUCAUUAGAUUGAUCACUUAACUAAUCAAACACUCAAUUGAUAAGUAAUCAUGACUAUUAAAGCAGUUAUCCUUAUCGGAGGUGAAAAAACCGGUACAAGGUUCAGACCUUUGUCAAUGGAAUUACCCAAAGUUUUAUUCCCUAUUGUUGGUAAACCAUUUAUUUCUCAUAUUGUGGAAAACUUCAUCAAUCAAUUAGAUGGGAUUGAACCAUUGGAAAUCUUACUUAUUGGAUUCCACAAGGAUACUUCUCAAUUAGAAAACUAUAUCAAUGAAAUUUCAAUCAUUCAUCCUUGGGUUAAGAUUAAAUAUAAAGCUGAACCAGGUACGUUAGGUACUGGAGGUGGAUUAUAUUAUUUUAGAGAUGAAAUAUUCGAUGAUGAUUGUGAAAAAUUAUUCUUUAUUCAUGGUGAUAUUAUUUGUGAUUUCCCAUUUAAACAAUUACUUGAUUUUUAUAAUUCUCAUGGCGGUAAUCCAGUGAUUUAUGGAGUUGAUCCAAGUUUAUUAUUAAAUAAUUAUUUAAUUGGUUUAACUAGUUUAGAACCAGAAGCAAGACAAAAAGUUAUUAGUAAGUUUGGUAUUAUUGUUUCAAAUAAAUCCACUAAUGAAGUUAUCCAUUAUGUUGAAAAGCCGACUACUGAAUUUACUUUAGAUUCUACUCAUGAUAUUUUAAUCAAUGGUGGUAUUUAUGUGUUUAAUAAGGAUAUUUUCAAAUAUUUAGAAAGAGCUCAAUUAAGUAAAAGAAGAGCAUCAAAAGCAUUUUUAUAUGAUGAUUUAGAAAAUGAUUCAGUUAAUCCAAAUUCUCUUAGUUUAGAACUUGAUGUAUUAAAGAUUUUACCUCAAACUGAAGGUCUGAAAUUUUAUAGUUUUAAAUCUACAAGCUUCUGGUAUCAAUUGAAAACUCCAUUAGCUGCUUUAUUAGCCAAUAGAUAUUUCUUAGAACAAUCUGAUACCUCAAAUUCAAAAGCUACUGAAAAUAUUAUUCCUCCAAUUCAAGUUUUUGAUUCAAAUUUAAGAUUAAAAGGGGGUUAUAAACUUGGUCCUUAUGUUUCAUUUGGUAAGAAUGUCGUCAUUGGUAAUGGUGUUAGAAUAAAAAAUUCGAUUAUUGCUGAUAAUGUUACUAUUGGUGAUAAUAGUUAUAUUGCUAAUGCUAUUAUUUCAGAAGGAGUUAAGAUCGGGAAAUGGUGUAGAAUUGAAGGUGAAGUAAGUAAAUCAUCUAUUCUCACUGACAUUGAUACUACUUCCAAUAGUAAUUUGAAGUUGGAUAAUAAUAUUGUUAUUUUAUGUAAGGGUGUUUCUGUUAGUAAUCAAGUUUUCAUUCAGAAUUCGGUGGUUUUGCCUCAUAAGGAAAUCAAAUCUGAUACGAAACAUGAGAUUAUAAUGUGAACAAGAUAAUGAUAAUUAUCUAAUUUAAAGUGGUUGUUCUCUGCUAUGUUUUUUGGUUUGAUUUUUUUUGUUU
This is a messenger RNA of Scheffersomyces coipomensis, 1604 nucleotides long. RefSeq names its product Psa2p (gene PSA2). The transcript has a single exon. NCBI's taxonomy places the organism in Eukaryota, Fungi, Ascomycota, Pichiomycetes, Serinales, Debaryomycetaceae. The record is from RefSeq and is a predicted model, not a curated record. The coding region runs from base 197 to 1531 and encodes 444 amino acids. Gene Ontology annotation, biological process: biosynthetic process. Gene Ontology annotation, cellular component: cytoplasm.